Quercus robur (English oak) is the source of this 1594-nucleotide messenger RNA. Its product is annotated as GATA transcription factor 5-like. The record is from RefSeq and is a predicted model, not a curated record. Gene Ontology annotation, molecular function: zinc ion binding; sequence-specific DNA binding. Bases 178 to 1269 code for a protein of 363 amino acids. Lineage: Eukaryota; Viridiplantae; Streptophyta; Magnoliopsida; Fagales; Fagaceae. Gene Ontology annotation, biological process: positive regulation of DNA-templated transcription. Gene Ontology annotation, cellular component: nucleus. The transcript has 3 exons.
AUUUAAAUCUCAAAAAGCAGUGUCUGAGAGAGAGAGAGAGAGAGAGAGAUAAAGAUAAACCAAUAACUCAGCACCACUUUCGCCCACGAACCAGCCUUCUUUUCAGUGUCCCAACCAACCAUCCCUUACCCAUCCACAGUUUCAAUUCUAUCUUCUUCAUCUUCAUCUUUGUCAGAAAUGGAAUACUGCGUGGAAGCAAGAGCCUUGAAAUCAAGCUUACGUGGAGAAAUAUUGGCUAUGAAAACGACAACCCAAGUUUUUGAAGAUUUUCGGGGUUCUAUCGGUGUUGCUAGUGAAGAUUUCCCUGUGGACGACCUUCUUGACUUGUCUAAUGCAGAGUUUGAAGAUGGGUACUUUGUAGAAAAUGAAGAGGAGGAAGAAGAAGAAGAAAAAGAUUUUCUCUCGGUUUCUUCGUCACAGGACGAAGAGAAUUCCAAUUCCAAUUCCAAUUCAAAUUCCAACAAUUUUUCUGGCUCAGCGGAGUCUGAGUUCACUUUAGCCAGUGAGCUUGCCGUUCCGGAUGAUGAUUUGGCAGGGCUUGAAUGGGUUUCUCAUUUUGUGGACGAUUCUAUAUCAGAAUUCUCGUUUUUGUACCCCGCCGGAAAACAAAAAACCGAAGCAAAUGCAAUGGACCGGUCUGAACCGGAAUCCAGACCGGUUUUAGACAGGGCUUCGUGUUUACCUUUGGGGGUUCCAUUUCCAUCCAAAUCCAGAACCAAACGGACCAGGACCAGAACCAGUAAUCCAGUUUGGUCACUUCCUUCAUCACGGUUUUGGGAUUCUAACCCUGGUUCUCCUCGUACGGAGGACCAGGCAGCGCUACUGAGCCACACGACUCUUGGUUUUUAUGACACGUCAUCGUUGUCUUCAUUGUCGUCUUCAGGGUCUUGUUCAUCUGGGUUAUCUUCAUCACCUAGUUAUUUUACCAGCAUGUUCAAUUUUGUUGAACCGGCAAAGAAGAAGCAGAAGAAAAAACCGGCGGUUCAAACCGGUAGUGGGACUCAGUUUCAGCGUAGGUGCAGCCAUUGUCAGGUUCAGAAGACCCCGCAGUGGAGAACCGGUCCACUUGGUGCAAAAACGCUUUGUAAUGCUUGUGGGGUUAGGUUCAAGUCCGGCCGGCUUUUUCCGGAGUAUAGACCGGCUUGUAGUCCGACUUUUUCUGGUGAAAUUCACUCCAAUAGUCACCGGAAAGUGUUGGAGAUGAGGAAGAGAAAGGAAACGGUGCCUGAACCGGAAUCCAGGUUGAACCAGAUGGUUUCAAGCUUUUAAUCAUUAACUUAGAGAAAAAAUAGGUAAGUAUGAACCGGGUUCUUUUUUUUUUUUUUUUUUUUUUGGUAGAUAGGGUUGUAACGUAACAGUAGGAAGGGUCCUAAUUAUUAUAGUUCUAGUAUUUUUGUAUUCUUUGUGUUUUUGCUGGUACUUAGUUAUAGGUGCUAGUUUAUUUAUUUGCAGGUUUAAAGAGGGAAAAUGGGUUUAAAGUUAGACUUUAGAUAAAUUGGUUUAUUUUCAAAGUUUUAUUAGCAUGUUGCCUUCAAUUAAUACUUUGGGACCGAUUGUCUGCUAUGAAAAUAUAAGAAUGAAGUAUUUGAUGGCA